Messenger RNA from Sinocyclocheilus rhinocerous, 2750 nucleotides. RefSeq names its product V-type proton ATPase catalytic subunit A. The transcript has 14 exons. NCBI's taxonomy places the organism in Eukaryota, Metazoa, Chordata, Actinopteri, Cypriniformes, Cyprinidae. Gene Ontology annotation, biological process: proton transmembrane transport; ATP metabolic process. Gene Ontology annotation, cellular component: lysosomal membrane; proton-transporting V-type ATPase, V1 domain. The record is from RefSeq and is a predicted model, not a curated record. Bases 432 to 2072 code for a protein of 546 amino acids. Gene Ontology annotation, molecular function: ATP hydrolysis activity; ATP binding; proton-transporting ATPase activity, rotational mechanism.
AAUGAAUAUGCAUGACAGAUCGUCAAAGAUAAUACAAAAUCUGACAAAAUAGACAACGCAGUUUUUAUUCGUACGCAAUUCUAUACAAUGGUGGAACACACAGUGCACAGGCUUUGUAAAUGUCAACGGUUAUAAUGCGUGGCUGCUUGCAGUAACGUCCUUGUGUCCAUAAAAUGAACACAGGAAAUGGAGAAACUGUGGUUCGAUGGGCGCCAUGUUGGAUCAGAUACGCUAUACAUAUCCAUGCAAAAACUCCUGUACGGGAGCCAUAAUGGCGCACUGUCUUUUGCACUGUGAACUCGGACUUCCUUAAUCCUGGCAGGUCAGCUGACCUAUGUCGUGACAGUUUUUUUUCCCUCGCUCCACUGCUUGAUAGGAUAUUCCAAGGAUUGUCGUUCAUUUCAUGCAAAUACAGAUUGCUAACACAGAGAAUGGAUUUUUCCAAGCUGCCUAAAAUCCGAGAUGAGGACCGUGAGGGUCAGUUCGGAUAUGUGCAUGGAGUUUCAGGCCCAGUGGUGACGGCCUCUAGCAUGGCAGGUGCGGCCAUGUAUGAACUGGUGCGUGUGGGCCACAGUGAGCUGGUGGGAGAAAUUAUCCGAUUGGAGGGAGAUAUGGCAACCAUCCAGGUAUACGAGGAGACCUGUGUUGGAAGUCACAUUACAGGAGGUGAUAUCUAUGGAUUUGUGUACGAGAACUCUCUCAUCAAACACAAGAUCAUGCUGCCCCCUCGCAGCAGGGGAACAGUAACCUACCUCGCUCCGCCAGGAAAUUAUGAUGUCUCUGAUGUGGUGCUGGAACUGGAGUUUGAAGGAGUCAAGGAGAAGUUCACCAUGGUGCAGGUGUGGCCUGUGCGACAGGUGAGGCCUGUUACUGAAAAACUACCUGCAAAUCACCCCCUGCUGACUGGACAACGAGUACUGGACGCCCUCUUUCCUUGUGUCCAAGGAGGGACCACAGCCAUUCCAGGAGCCUUCGGCUGUGGUAAGACCGUGAUCUCUCAGUCUCUCUCCAAAUACUCCAACAGUGAUGUCAUCAUUUACGUGGGUUGUGGAGAGCGUGGAAAUGAGAUGUCUGAAGUAUUAAGAGACUUCCCUGAGCUAACUAUGGAGGUGGACGGCAAGGUGGAGAGCAUUAUGAAGAGAACAGCACUGGUGGCCAACACCUCAAACAUGCCUGUGGCUGCCAGAGAAGCCUCCAUCUACACUGGUAUCACAUUGUCGGAGUACUUCAGAGACAUGGGCUAUAACGUCAGUAUGAUGGCUGACUCCACCUCGCGUUGGGCUGAGGCUCUCAGGGAGAUCUCCGGACGAUUGGCUGAGAUGCCUGCUGACAGUGGGUAUCCCGCAUACCUUGGAGCCCGUCUGGCAUCGUUCUAUGAGAGAGCAGGUCGAGUGAAGUGCCUGGGUAACCCAGAGAGAGAGGGCAGCGUCAGCAUUGUGGGAGCUGUGUCUCCCCCUGGUGGUGACUUCUCAGAUCCCGUGACUUCUGCCACUCUUGGUAUUGUGCAGGUGUUUUGGGGUCUAGAUAAGAAGCUUGCCCAGAGGAAACACUUCCCUUCUGUUAACUGGCUUAUCAGUUACAGUAAAUAUACACGAGCACUGGAUGAGUACUAUGACAAACACUUCCAAGAGUUUGUGCCGCUGCGUACCAAAGCCAAAGAGAUUCUGCAGGAGGAGGAGGACCUGGCUGAGAUUGUGCAACUUGUUGGAAAGGCAUCUCUGGCUGAGACGGAUAAAAUCACUCUGGAGGUGGCCAAACUCAUUAAAGAUGACUUCCUGCAGCAGAACGGUUACACUCCCUAUGACAGGUUCUGUCCCUUCUAUAAGACAGUGGGGAUCUUGUCUAAUAUGAUAGCUUUUUAUGACCUGGCCCGGCAUGCUGUCGAAACCACAGCGCAGAGCGAUAACAAGAUCACCUGGGCCCAGAUCCGUGAACACAUGGGAGAAAUUCUUUAUCGGAUCAGCUCCAUGAAGUUUAAGGAUCCAGUGAAAGAGGGUGAAGCAAAGAUCAAAGCUGACUACGCUCAACUGCUGGAAGACAUGCAGAAUUCUUUCCGCACUCUUGAGGACUGAAAGCAACCUUUGACCCCACACGUGUCCCACCUCUCUCCUCCCCUGUGCUGUGCAGUGCAUUUCCCAGUGCUCCCUUGUGCAUGUGUACCUCUCGUCUGAAUAUACACUCAAACUGUUCAGCUGAUCUGAACGAGACGAAUGAAAGUCAGAGCUAGUAGCCAUCGCUAAUCUCAACACGGUCGUUAUAAACGCAAAAAGAGUGUGUGUUCUCACUCUAUAACUACAACUGUUACUUGGUGUUUGAACUAUAAGAUUGUAUUUUAGCAUCUUAGGCAAAUGCCUCUGUGAUCUCUCUGUGCUGAGACUCGACACUUGAAGCACAAACACAGCAAAUAUUCAUCUUCUCUUUUUCUCACCACCUGCUUUCCCAUGAGUCCUCGUUGCAUAUGUUAGGAGCGCAGGGGAGCACAGUGUUUACUCCCAUCGCAGUUUUUUUUCUCUGUGACCAAUAGAAAUGAGUUCUACAAUAAUGGGAACAAUGGAAGUCAGAAAGGGAUCAUUGAGGCUUCCCUUAUUUAUUUGAAUCUUGUUUUGUCUCAUUAAUGUGAUUUCUGCUCUGUGUGAGUGUGCAUGGGUGUGUGGGUAGAGUAUUGUGGCUUCUGUAGUAGUACAUUACUGCAUUUAUUGUGUGUGGUGCUGUGUGUUCAGUUCCAAAGAAUUAAACUAUUGGAAACUGUU